AUGGACAGUGGUGCAUCGCCUCUGGCUUCUGGUAGCGACACGUCAUCUGACUUUCCCGUUGCUCGCCUCGAGUAUACAUGCUCGCGAGGUGGCCGAGUGCAAAAAGGUUUGAUAUCUGUCUCCAAAGACGACAUCUUCAAAGUGGGAAGAGACCCUAGAUCAAAUGACUUUGCCGUACAAAGCGACCACGAGAGCUUGAUUUCAAGAAACCACUGCGAGUUUUAUGCUGUGGUGUACGAGCCUGGCGUCAACUUUGUCUACGUCCGGGAUCGGAAGUCUUUCAACGGAACGUAUGUAAACGGCAACAUCAUAGGCAAAGGACCAGACAUUUCAUCGGGGUAUCUCCUUGAAGACGGCGAUACGAUCGAAAUUCUUCCAUAUUGGAAAUUUACAUUCCGACAGCAGAGCGGACCUCCACGGAUUGAAAUGAACAGGAUACAGCUGGCGGAGUCCAGGUUAUUUUCAGACAAGUACUCAAUAACGGAGCGUUGUAUCGGACAAGGUACAGAUGCAAAUGUGUAUUUGGCCCAUGACUUGGUCGCAAAGCGUCAAAUUGUAUGUAAAGUGGUGAACCUCGACGAGUAUCAAAACCGCUUCGAUCGCGACGGAUGCGCUAGGAAGCUUCAAGAGGCUGAUAUUCUUCGUCAAUUGAGACAUCCGAAUAUCCUGCCAUAUAUUGAAUCAAUCUCUUCUCCUCAUUCACUCUUUAUUUUCACGGAACUAGCUUCCGGAGGGGACUUGAUGUCCUUCAUCAACAGGCACAACGGAGUGAGAGAAUUUGAUGCCCGAAUUAUAAUUAGACAGGUAGUCAGAGGGCUGCAUUACCUCCGCAGCAAAGGGAUCAUCCACCGCGACCUCAAACCUGAAAACAUUCUGCUGGCCUACUCGCCAAAAAUUGCAUACCAUCGAGUGAUGCUAUCAGACUUUGCCACAAGCGCGGUGCCGAAUAGGAGCAGAAUGAAGACAGUCGUUGGUACUACGAACUAUCAAGCGCCGGAGCUCUUUGGCAGCCGCUCUGAUCAAACUCCGGCAAUUGACAUGUGGUCACUAGGCGUAGUUGCUGCCAUAAUGCUCACUGCAAGCUUGGAUAUAGGAAACAUCAUUCCGAAGCUGAACCGGCUUAGUCAAGAUGCUCUGGACCAGACAUUGAAGCAAGACAUUCUUCAACCGUGUUUGAAGCUGUCCAAGAAUGGCAAGACCUUUGUGUGGAAAUGUCUUCAGAUAUCCCCAGAGACUAGACUCACUGCUCUCGAGGCAGGAUGCCACGACUGGCUCUGUACUCCCGAAAAGCACUUGCUCUUUUUCCAACAGCUCGAUCAAAGGAUCCUGGGCAACUGGAAAGCCCCAACCGAGCUCAAGCCAAUGCCGAUUCAGCUGCCAAGUGUUUUGCUUGGGCCAUUGACCAAGGUUCAGGAUGCAGAAGCUUUUUUCAAGGCUUAUUCAAGUCUUUCCCGGCACUAUCCUCUGGUACAAACAGAAUUUUCACAAUAUUUUCGCUCUGAAAUACUCGAUAGUAAUCCGAACGGAGUUGUGGGUGAAAAGAAGCUCCCCACAAUAGCGGAGUCUACAAUCAUGAAAGGAACACCAAAAACCACAACCUCAAGCGAAGAUAGUUCAGAGGAGACAAGAACUAACUCGACAGUAUCAUCCGAAAACGAUCUCCCGCGGAGACACAACUCUGACUUGGGGAUACAGAAACGAAAGCAUCCGGAAGAAGGGUGUCACAAUACGAAACGGCAAGUUAUGCGCCGCCAAGCAAAAGAUCUCUGA
Messenger RNA from Pochonia chlamydosporia 170, 1770 nucleotides. Its product is annotated as serine/threonine protein kinase. The coding region runs from base 1 to 1770 and encodes 589 amino acids. Gene Ontology annotation, molecular function: ATP binding; protein serine/threonine kinase activity; protein binding. The record is from RefSeq and is a predicted model, not a curated record. Gene Ontology annotation, biological process: autophagy; peptidyl-serine phosphorylation. Gene Ontology annotation, cellular component: cytoplasm. The transcript is spliced from 7 exons. Lineage: Eukaryota; Fungi; Ascomycota; Sordariomycetes; Hypocreales; Clavicipitaceae.